AUGCUCUCUCCACUAGACUACUCGGCUCACCCACACAUAGUUGAGCGGAUCAUUGCUUUGUCCGACACUCACGCCCUUCUCCCCCUCCGCCACCUGAAUCGCGCUCUCAAACGCACCAUCGACCGCAGCCUAUGUAACCACCUGAUCGUGUCGCAGCCUGAGGCCGGACGGUGGCUGGAGUGGCACGUCUCCUCUCCCUCCUCCACCCCACUCCGCCUUCCGACUUCGCACGCCCGCCGCGUCGCCGCGCAAAUUGUCGAUCCCGCGUUGCUCCUACAACGGUCGUUCUCCGGCAUGCUGUUCCGCCUGGCGCCGGGCGACGUCUCCUGGCUCGAAUCCACCCUCGCGUACACGCACACAGUCAGCAUCCGUGGGGACAUAUGGUACGGCAACCGGACGCUGCCGUUCGGCGCGCUCUCGAGCGUGUUCGCGCGCGCCGUGCCACGCCUCCGUCUCCUCCCUGCCCCCACUGGAGCCUACCCCUCCCUGCACCCCUUCACGGCGCGCUGCGUCGAAGUAUGUGCGGAAAUACGUGCGGACACGCGCUGCGACCGCGCCUGGGUUGGCACCGGCACGCUGCUCCCGCCCGGCGUGGAGGAUCUGCGGAUUCAACUGCGGGUGGAAAGGCAGGACUGGGCGGGCGAGCGCGCCCGCCCCCUCGUAUAUCCCCUUAGCGUGAGGCGUGUGCGGGUCGACCUCGACGUUGCGCCGGGCGAGGCGGUGCGCGUCGUCGGCGACAAGCUCUUCCGCCACUUCCGGGCAGACAUCGCGUGGACCGUCACGGGCCUCGACGCCGGCAUCGUGCUGGCGCUCGUUGCGGCCGCAUCCAGCGCGGAGACAAAGGAGGUGCGCGCGGCCAUGUCAUUCGGUGCCUCCGGCACCUAG
This is a messenger RNA of Cutaneotrichosporon oleaginosum, 885 nucleotides long. RefSeq lists its product as uncharacterized. Lineage: Eukaryota; Fungi; Basidiomycota; Tremellomycetes; Trichosporonales; Trichosporonaceae. The record is from RefSeq and is a predicted model, not a curated record.